This is a messenger RNA of Caenorhabditis sp. 36 PRJEB53466, 8933 nucleotides long. NCBI's taxonomy places the organism in Eukaryota, Metazoa, Nematoda, Chromadorea, Rhabditida, Rhabditidae. The record is from the annotation of a GenBank genome assembly.
AUGUACUGGGGAACGGGGAAGGGAGCAAUCCAACGAGACUCUUGUUUCCAGGCAAUUGAAAUCGAUCCUCCUGAUGACGUGGAAUAUGACGUGGAGACAGGAAUCAACUCUUCGACGUACGUAGUGAUGAGCACAAUUGAAAAUUGAAGAAGACUACAAUAUUUGAUUGCAGACACGCUCUCAUGCACAAUUUCGAAGAGGAAAGACCCACAUCUCUAGUCGCAUCGCUCCGAGAAAGCGCUAAAAGCUCGAAACGAAAAGUGUGAGUACUUAAUUGCAUUCUUUCAUUUCCGACUAUUCUUGCCUUCAGCAAAUACUAUUGUUCAUUCGUGUUCACACCCAUCAAAAAGUUGCUGACCACGUUCAAACUGCUCAUAAUCAUUGGCCUUUACUCAUUUGCAGGCGCCCACUUAUUCAUGUAUUUAGAAGUGAGCGAGCGACUUUGUAAUCACUGAAAAUGAGCGUACUCUGUUGUUGCAGGUUCCCACUGACUUGGAGACGAAAGAAGAUGGAUUUCAUCAGAGGAAAAUCGCGAGGGAAGUUAUGAUUUUAAAGUGAGUAAAUUGAAAUCUAGAAAUCUUUGAAUCUAGACCGGAAGCUUUUAGUCUACGAGCAAUUCACUACGACAAUCGAGAAGACAGAGAAGAGCGGUGGAAACAUGCCAUUCUGAAGUUCGAAGCCGAUAUGGGACUGGAAGAGCCUGUCAUCGACACCGUCUGGACGUUCUGGAUGUCCUUCCUCUACGCGGGCACCAUAUUCACCACAAUCGGUAGCCUCAAGCAAUCGUGGAUUCUCUAACAGAAACAGUCCAUCCUAGGCUACGGAAACAUUGCUUGCAAGACGCGCGCCGGUCAGAUUGCCACAAUGGUCUACGCGUUCGCCGGAAUUCCCAUCAUGCUCGUCAUGCUCACCUCGCUCAACAACUUUCUGCUCAAAUGGAUUAAAAUCAUUACGAACGGAGUGUGCGAUCUUCUGCUUUAUACAGGUACGUAGCUGCAUGGUUUUAAUAAAAUAUAAGAGCAAUGUCAGGAGUACGGAUGGGUCUCGCUGUUAUCCGACAAGAUGAGACACAGAAAAGAUUGAGAUACACGAAGAUAGCGAGGAAAAUGAGUGAAUGGAAGAUAACGAAACAUGGCGCCGUGAGCAGUAUAGCGGUGAGUUGAUAUAGAUCCCCUUAAGUGUUUCAAUCGAUUUCAGAUAAGUAGAUCAGAAGAGAAUCAACUGAAUACAGUGCUGAACGAGGAAGAGGAAGAGAUGGAGCCGGAUCCGCCCGUGUUCUCCACUCUCUUCGCCACCGUCGCCUGGAUUAUGCUCUCCGCCGCAGUGUUCUGUCUCUUCGAGGACUGGACUUUCUUCACCAGCUUCUAUUUCUGCUUCAUUUCCCUGACAACGAUCGGAUUAGGAGACGUGACGCCGGCCAAUCCAGAGUACAUGAUUGCCACGUUCGGAGUCGUCAUCGUUGGACUGUCAAUGCUCACAGUUUGCAUCGAUGUCAUCAAAGAGAAACUCGCUCUCAUGUACAUGGCCCUGCUCCAGAAACUGCUGAAAGACUACAUGGAAGCCGUGAAGAACGGAGAUCCGAAUGCGGCUUCCGCGAUGAUGGCCGGAUUCCAGGGAAAGGCAAAGUACUUUAUGCCUUUGAUUAGUAAGGGAGACGGCGCGAAAGUGAUGAACAAGUUCAAGGAGGAUUGCUCCAAGAAAGGCAUCGAUCCGCCGUCCGUCCUGACAAAUAUUAACCCGGAGACCGGAAUGCCGGCGUUUGCCAAUGCUCCGAGAGAAGAUUUCAACGACUACAUUGAAGUUGUAAGUACUUUUCAACAGCUUCAGAAUUAUCCUAUUCGAUUUGAGGCGGAAGAACUGUUCGCGGAAGAGCAGCAGAGACUAGUUGCCCAGACACCAUUAUCCAAAUCCGCCGACUUUCUGCAAGCUCCGUCUCGGAAAGCUUCAGAGUCCACUGGAAUCGCUCAGAUGGCCACGCCUAUUAUGAAGGUUUCAUUGGAAGUGCAAGCGGGAACGACAAUGGGAAAGUUUCACGAUUAUGGUUCACAGACACAGAAUGAGAGCUCCGAUGAGGGAAUUCAGACGGACUAUAGUGUGGAUUUGGAGGCAGAGAAGAGCAAAAAAGAACCGGAGAAGAUUAUGUCCGAUGUGGGCACUCAGUACGAGAUUGUGAUGUGAGUUGAGUUGAGAUCAUCUGAAAGAAAACCUUCUUUGCUCAGAUUGACUUCGAUCGGAAUACAACCAGAAGUGUCGUCCAUCUAUCAUGGAACCGAGUUUGGCGAACAUUCGAGCGGCGAGGAUGAAGAAAGUGGAUGUGAAUCUGAGAAUGAAGACGAAUUCGAGUCGUCAGAAGAGGAAGAGAGCACGUACAAAGAAACGGUCCUUCCGUUCGAAGUUGCCGAUCCGGGAACGGUGGCACUUGGACUGCAGUCUCCACCGAUCCAGAUUACUCCAUUCACAGACGACGAAUCUGGAACGAGUGAAGCGAAAAACUCUCAUGUAAAAACCGAGACUGCUCCAGCACUUGCAAAACUGACGCCAGGAAAAGUGCUAAAGUCCGCAUCAAUGGACUCGACGGAUACUGUGAUUCAUGUGAAGCCAGGGGAAAUCGCGAAGGAAAAGAAAGAGAAGCGGAAGAGAAAGAAGAAGCUGAAAACGAAGAAGACAAGAGAACACGAGCUGAGAUUCUUGAAGAACAGCGGGAAUCAAACGUCGCCUGUUCUUCUGGAUUGCGCGACUCAGUACGAAGUGUUCACUGUCGAGAGUGGAUCUCAAUAUGAUGUGAAGGGACGGAGCAGAAAGUGCCAAACGAAGUUGUCGAGCAUCAAUCACGAGCAACUGCAAGGCAUUCGGGAGACUGUUCAGAAGCUGAGAAGGAGAGAAAGUGAGAUGAGCAGGGUGACGAAUGUGUCUGAAAGUGAUUGGGAACUGUCGAGCAGAGCCAGCGAAUCAGGCAAGGAGGCGGAAGAGAAGUGGGCGGAAGUCAGUCUGGAUCUGUCGGUGAUUGCGCUGGGAGUCGACGAGACCGGAAAGGUUGUGGAAGUUCCGAAGGCAGUGCCACUUUUAUCGCAUCCUCCGCCAUCUACUCAAUCCUCGUUAUCGCCUACCUCUGAGAACAUGGAAGAGGCAAAAACGAGCGCUUCCGAUUCGACGUCAGCCGAGAAAGGGCAUUUAGAUUCUGAAGAUGAAGAGAUUGAGAGUUUGGAAGAGUUGGAAAUGUACUCGACCGAUACUGGGGCACAGACGGAAGAAAAGGUAAUGGUGGACAGGCAAGAGCACGCCACUCCGAAGAUGUUGGAGAUCAUGAAGAACUGCACAACACAGACGACGUUCAGGUUACAAUAAUAGAGAAAAAAACGGGAAAUUAUUGAAUUUUCAGCACUUUCCACUUGCCUCAGAAGGUGUACGAGUCUGCAAGCACGUCGAGCGAAGAAGAAGAAGAAGAAGAAAAGAAGGAAGAAGCGAAAGUGCAGAAGUCGAAAAGCGAAGUGUUCUUUAUGACGGAGACAGGUGUGCAGACAAUGCACACUUCAUUCCAUUUGGAAGAAAAACCGAAAAGGGAAGAGGGAAUUCAAACGAAGGAGCAAGUUGAGGAAGAAUGGAAGAAAAAGAGCACACGGAGGACAUGCCGUUGUUCUUGAAAGAUUCCGACUGUCAGACUGUGGAGUUGGAGAGCCGAACAUUGGCAACAUCCACAGAAAGUUUGAGAUUCGCGGAAGUGCAAGAGACUUCUGAAGGCUGCAGUCAGACAGAAUUGGAUACGAAUGAAUCGGAGAUGCAGACGCUUAUUUUGAAAUGUACGCAUUAUCCGUUUUCAAAGCCAAAUAGCCAUUUUUCAGAUACUGAGAACACUAUGCAAACCGACGAAUCCACUCGGAUCGAGGGAGAGUCUCAAACGGAAAUUAUUCUCUCCGAGGCUGCUGCUGAGAUGGAAACACAGACGGAAGUUGCGAUCAGUCGGCAAAUGGAUUCUCAGACAGAAGAUAUAGCACAGUCUACGGCAGUUGAGCGCCAGACGGAUGAGAUCCACAAGUCACAAUCCCUAGACCAUUCAAAACCCGAAACGUCUUCUUCCCUUUGCCAAACAGAUUCUCAAUCAAGGUCGGAAGCCGGAGUUCAAGUUCUUUUACCAGUUGUACGCGCUCCUGUUGAAUGUCAAACUGACCCAACAGCAGUGGAAGCUGUCGAAGUGCAAACGGAUUGGGAGACGUGCACUUCGGAUUCACAAACGGAGACCAUUGCUGUGGAUAGCAUUGAAAUACAAACGGAAACGGUAUGAUUCGAGCACCAAUCAGUUCCAGAUGAAUGUUCAUUUCAGGCGGAAGUCUUCACCUCUGAAUCACAAACCGAAUAUGCCAACUUGAGUAGUAUCGAAAUGCAAACAGAUGAUGCAAGUUAAGAAGUUUCACCCUUCAACUUGACAUCUUUUCAGAAGGAAACACUGGCAUGCGAAUCUCAAACAGACUCGCCCUCCGUCGAUUUGCAGUACACUCAGACUGACGAAGUCGCCUUCGUUGGAGAUGUUCCGGUCGCCGAGAACGGAACACAAUCUGAGAAAACCGACCUAGUAGACACAGAGACUCAAUACGUUCGUUCCCAAAUCAUAACAGCUGGGAUCAGCCAAACGUCUUUCAGAUGACAGCCUCGUUCGAGGACAGGGACGUCCAAGCGAAGCCAAUCUCACUCCACACUCAGACUCAACAUUCCAUUGAAAUCGAUGCGAAAUCUUGCCAAACCGAAAUUGUGACUACUAGAAACAGAAGGAGUCAGGUAUUUUGAAACGAUAACAGACAUAGAGACGAACUAAUUUGUGUGAUUUCAUCCCAUUUCCAAUCCAAUCCCCCCGGGCUUUGUUCAGGAAAAUGAUGAGAUGGAGGAGGAAGAGAGCGAAGAGUCCGGCAAGCUGAAACUCGCAGUUCUGAAGAUAGACAACGAGAGUCAAGUAGAGGUGGACAGAUCGUCCAUCAACCUUUCCCCGAUUAGAAUAGACAUAUCGCAUAGUUUCACAAUGACCGAACCGGGAAUCUCGGAAGAGAAGGAAGUGCAAGUGGACGAAGAGAGUUUCGAAGACUACGAAUUCACUGAAAAACACUACUCCGGUCCGCUCUGGAGUGAUUUCGACUAUACUCUCGUGAUCGGAGAAGAAGAUGAAGAAGUUAUGGAUGGAGAGACGCAGACGGAAGACGGCAGUGAGCCCGACGUCAUCGGAGGAAGCAGAGAAGACCUACUCCCUACAAAUCUGUCAAGUGACAGUCUCACAGACGAGUUCGCUGUGCAGUGCACUCCAGAAUCAUGGGAUGUGAAGACUCAAACGGUCAAGUUCAAGAAGAGAAUAGACGAAAAGAAUGUGGAAGCGAAAGUGGAGACGAGCACGUCUACAGUGCAAGCGACGACGGAGAUGUGCGAGCAAAGUGCGGGAGGCGUCGGGGAAGACGACUGGCUUCAGGUGAACAGAGCACUUCCGACUGCCUUGGAUCAAUCCACUUCUACUUCACAGUUUCAGCAGCACUUCUUCUUCUGUCGGCGCACUUCUAAAGCAUGACGAUAAACUCACUUUCAACUUUCACUAACUUUCUUCUACUUCUUCUUUUUUAUUUACUGUCCUUUAUAGUCACCAUUGCUCAUUAUGAUCGUUAUUUCCAGGUUUACGUUCAAGAACUAGACGAAGAACGCCGUCUGCGUAUGUCCGACAUCGGCAUACAGACGGGAGUGCUCGCACGUGUACAGCACAUGUACACCCGACCCAUUUCGGACGACGUGAACGCCUCCACCUCCGCCCCGAUCACUCUUCGCAAGUCGUCCGACUCUUCGGAGCACGUCUCCGCAAAAACUGCGAAAAGCAGUGAAGAAUCAUUGGGACCAUCCGGAACAGCCCUGUCGACGACGGAAUCAAUGGACGAUCAUUUGUGGGCGGAGCGAGCAAGUCCGUUCGCAUCGAGACACGGAUCCAUGAAAAGAGGGAGAAGUGCGCAGGAUGUCGAGAAGAAUAAGGACAAGUCUAAUAUUGUGGGUCACGGUUUUGUGGGCAGAAAGUUAUUGAUAUUAUGAUUUCUAGGUUCAAGAUCUCCGUGCCAAAUUUGAAAUGAAAUCGCCGACGCCGAAAUCGCCAAAGGGCGAUGAGGAAGGAAGCUCCUCGAAAACCAAACAUUUCUUUAGCGGCGUGACACCGACUUGUUCUGAUCCAUGUUUUUUUUGCACUGAUUAUAAUCGGCCUUCUGAUGAGGACACUAAUAAACUUGUUAUUAUUUCGAGUAAGCUGUUAAGUUCUCAGAAAAGCAAUGGAGAAAAAAACUAUGAAAACGAAGAGCCACGGAGUCGGAGUGCUGACGAGUGGAGGAGAUUCUCAAGGUACGGUUUCCGAUUGGCUUCUGUUAUUCUCAGAUGCGCUUCAGGAAUGAAUUCGGCGGUGAGAGCCGUGGUGAGAGAGACGCUGCGUCGCGGGCACCGAUGUUAUCUGAUCAGGGAAGGAUUCACCGGACUCAUCACUGGAAAGGUCGAGCAGGCAACGUGGGGACACGUGGCGAACAUCACGCACAUCGGAGGGAGCACGAUCGGAACUUCCCGCUGUGACGAGUUCCGAACUGUGGACGGACGGAAGAAGGCCGGCAAGACGUUGUUCGAGAAGAGGAUCUUCCAUUUGAUUGUGAUCGGAGGCGACGGUUCGUUGAUGGGAGCGCAGAAGUUGAAAGACGAGUGGGCGAGAAUCGGAGAAGAGCUGUUCGCGGAGGGGAACAUUACCGAAGAAGUGGCCAACGAGGGAAGAGAGCUCCGUCUCGCGGGGAUCGUCGGAUCCAUCGACAAUGACUGCAUCGACUCGGACAAGUCGAUCGGCUCCGACACUGCCCUCCAUCGCAUCUGUGAAUCCAUCGACGGACUCGUCAUGACUGCGCAGUCCCAUCAGAGAGUGUUUGUGGUCGAAGUGAUGGGCAGACACUGCGGAUAUCUGGCCCUCACCGCUGCCAUCGCCGUCGAAGCCGACUACGUCUUCUAUCCCGAGUUGCCGCCAGAUGACAACUGGCCGGAACAGCUUUGUCAUCAACUUGAUUCCGUCAGAAAGGUGGUUGAAUAUCAUCGUCAACCUUUACCGUAGAAUGAUUUCAGUUUGGCAAACGGCAGAACGUGAUCAUUCUCGGCGAAGGCGUCGUCAACAGCAAGGGCUCGAAGAUCGACGGGAAAAAGGUGAAGGAAGAAGUGGAGACUCGUCUGCAGCUGGAAGUACGCAUCGCCACUCUCGGGCACUUGCAGCGAGGGGGAUCGCCGACGUUCCUCGACAGACUUCUCGGAUUGCGAAUGGGAUAUGAGGCUGUCCAGUGAGCGGAAAUAGCAAGAACGAAACUCAUUCGGAUCUGUUUCAGGGAAGUGUUGAGAGAGAAGGAUGACGACGGAAAUCCGAUGAUCGGACUCAAGAACGUGGCGAAAGUGAUGUGUCUGCGUGGCCACAACAUCGAGAGGAAUGAGCUGUCCCGUGUCAUCCGUCAUUCUGAAUCUGCGAAGGAAGAGACGUGCAACGGAAACUCCGAAGAGGCCUGCCAACUCCGCGGCGUCGGAUUCCUCGACAAGCAGUCAUAUCUCAAUGUUAGUCGCCUCCUCCUCCCGCUACCUUCCACAAUCCCCCUCUUUCAGUUUGUGUCAGUUCCCCUGACGUCUCAAAUGCCCGAACGUUCCAAAUGUUUCGCGAUAAUCCACAUCGGAUCGCCGUGUGCUGGAAUGAAUGCAGCCACGUACUCGUUCACUCGAAUGGCCAACCACUCGAGCAUCCAAGUGGUCGGCAUCAAAAACGGAUGGGAUGGAUUGAAGAACGGCGACGUCAAGAUGCUGACGUGGGAGAACGUGCAAGGAUGGGCUCAGGCAGGAGGAAGUCUGCUCGGCGCGAAGAGACAGUUGCCUUCCGAACUGGACAAAAUCGCCGAAGGACUCAACAAUUACAAUGUGGACGGUUUGGUCAUUGUCGGCGGAUUCAUGGCAUUCCAAUCAGCUCUGAUUUUUACGCAAACGAGAACCGAAUACUCGUGCUUCAACAUUCCGAUUGUCGUCGUUCCGGCGACCAUCUCGAACAAUUGUCCGGGGGUGACUCUUUUCUUAUUCCCUCCAGUUACCUACCUAUUCACUUUCAGACGUGCUCAUCUCUUGGCGCUGACACCGCUCUGAAUGAGAUCUGUCGCCAGGUGGACAACAUUCGUCAGAAUGCGAUCGGAAGCAAGAACAAAGUGAUGAUCAUCGAAACGAUGGGCUCUCGUUCCGGCUUCCUCGCCUCGAUGACCGCUCUUUCCACUGGAUCCGAGUUCGCUCUGAUUCGCCAGAUGGAAAUGACGAAGCAGGAUCUGCGGAAGCUGGCCGCCGAAACGAAGCAGCGAUUGGACUCGGGAACGCUCGAAAAGUAUCUUCUGAUCCGUUCCGAAGGCGCCAGUGACACGAUCAGUUCCUCGAAAGUCAAGUCGAUCUUUGAUAAAGAAAUGAACAACAACUACGGAGUGCGCUACACGAACCUCGGAUACAGUCAACUGGGAGGACAUCCGUCGUGCUUCGACCGUCAGAUGGGCAUCCGGAUGGGCGUGCGCGCCUUUGAGGGAUGCGUCAGUCCGGCCCGAAUGGGCAAGAGGGACUGCUGCGUGAUCGGGCUGAGAGGCAGCAGUCUGAGAUACGUUCCGGUGCAAGGGCUCGAGAAGAAGGUGUGCUUCGAGCACGGCAUUCCGCUUCAUCUCUGGUGGCUCGAUCUCUAUCCGCUCGUCGAGGCGAUGACCAGUCAGUUGUUUUUUCUUCUUUGCCCGAUCACAUUUCCGUGGGAGAAUGUAUUCAAAGCAAAUGUUAUGAAUCGCUUUUGUUGGCAACGACUAUUGACUGAGAUGUGACGUUUUUCUGUUGAACUUGCGAUUCGUUUACUUUCAGAGAAGCCGGAACACUUGGUUGCGGAAGCGUCGGCGAAACAAACUUGA